CGUGAACGUCAAGUCAACAUGUCGGGAAGCGUUCUUAUAAGAGUUUUAUCUCACCUAAGGAGAACGUCACAAUUUCUACACCCGAAAAAGACGAAGUGCGUGAACAUAAGACGACCGCUCGCUGCCAAACAGCAAGGUGAAGGUCAGAUCAGACCACUAGAUGGCGUUAAAGUCUUAGAUCUGACAAGGGUUCUGGCUGGACCUUUUGCUACUAUGAUAUUGGGAGAUCUGGGAGCCGAGGUGAUCAAAGUUGAGCGUCCAGGCUCGGGAGACGACACGAGAGCGUGGGGCCCUCCGUUCGUGGGUGAAGAGAGUGCUUAUUUUCUGAGCGUGAACAGGAACAAAAAGAGCAUCGCCGUUAACCUUAAAGAUCCAAAGGGGGCCGGACUCGUAACCGAGCUUGCCAAAGUCUGUGAUGUUCUGGUGGAGAACUACCUGCCCGGGAAGCUGAAGGAGAUGGGACUUGGGUACGAGGAGUUGAGUGAAGUGGCCCCUCGGCUCAUCUAUUGCUCAAUAACAGGAUAUGGACAGACAGGCCCAGAGUCGCACAAGCCUGGUUAUGACUCCAUUGCGUCUGCGGUGUCUGGUAUGAUGCACAUCACCGGUCCUGAGGAUGGAGACCCGGUCAGGCCAGGUGUUGCUAUGACGGAUCUGGCCACUGGGUUGUACACUCAGGGAGCCGUCAUGGCUGCUUUGCUUCAGCGACAGAAAACAGGACGAGGCCUUCAUAUAGACUGCAAUCUUCUGUCUUCACAGGUUGCUUGUCUAACUCACAUCGCCGCCAACUACCUCAACGCUGGACUCGAAGCCAGGCGAUGGGGAACGGCCCACGGGAGCAUCGUCCCUUAUCAGGGUUUCAAGACCAAAGAUGGAUAUUUGGUUGUGGCAGCGGGAAACGACCAGCAAUUUAUGAAAGUGUGCAAAGUCCUGAGCAUGAACGGCCUGGCGGAAAGCCCGAGGUACGAAAGCAACAAGUUAAGAGUCGAGCACCGCAAAGAGCUGCUGCAGAUUCUGUCCGAGAGGUUCACGCAGGAGACGACUGGAGAGUGGUUGAGACGCUUCGAAGGCACCGGUGUCCCCUGUGGCCCUAUCAACAGCGUUCGGCAGGUGUUCUCCAGCCCUCAGGUUGCUCACAAUGGCCUUAUUUUGGAAAUGGACCACCCAACAUCAGGAAGGAUAGCAGUGCCAGGUCCCGCUGUGCGCUUCAGUAGUUUUGAGUCCAGCAAUCCGAUGGCGCCGCCUGUGAUCGGGCAGCACACGGCUCAGGUUCUCAGAGACACGCUGGGCUACAGCGAAGAUGCCAUAAACCAACUGCUAGCCUCUCGGACCGUCACUCAGAACAAGGUGCAGUGAGAGACGUCUGCAGUGACCGGCCAGCAGACGGAACACGGCCUUCCUUCUGAGCACAGCGGUGAUAAUGUUGUGAUUAAACUGUGAAUGUAAAAAUAAUGAGGUAAUGAUGCAUUCACAACAUUUACAUCCGUGCUGCCUGUUCUAUAAUUCAACAAAAAAAAGUAAAACUAAUUGUGCAGUAUUAAUGUAUAAAUAUGUUUCGUUUUUAGCCUAUUAUCAGAACCUAUUUUUUUGCAAUGUCUCAAGAAAGAUUUAUCUUGCAAAGAUAUUUGACUGAUGUUUAUAUGAACCACUGCAAGCUGUAAAGAAAACAGGAAGUUUGACCAAAAGGAGGAAAUGCAAUUUUUUUUUUUUUUUUUUGAGCGAAUGCAAAAGUUUUGCAAAAGGAUGCAAAAAAUUCAGAAAAUAAUUUUUCCUCCCACCCUUCACAGGCUCCAUAAAUUCAAUAGUACUUUUACAAUAAUAAUCACAAUAAAUAUAUAAUAAAAGUACUACUAAACAGUUGUAACCAUGUUUGUAAAAUAACACAAUAACUCUAUAUAAAAAUUUAAUUUGUGCAUAGAUCUUUGUAGCACAUUUUUUAGCAAACAUUUAUUUUUUGUUUUUGUUUUAUUAUGAUUUAAUUAUUAUUAUUAUUUUGGGGCGAACUAUGACUGACAUUUAAUUUUGAGAUUCACGCAUACUGUUAUAAUAAUAUAAUCAUAAUAAUAAUAUUAAUAUAAAAACAAUUGAUUACCACUGUGAUAAUUAUUAGGCAGUCAUUUCAACAACUUGGCACUAAAGCAAUAGAAAAAUAAAAGCGUUUGAGAUGAUUGUAUGAAACAGGAUCAUCCAAAUUAAUGGUAAUUUUAAAUUAAUGUUUUAAACAUUCGAUAAGAUAAAUACUGUUCAUUACAAAGUGUAUGGUCAAGAAUCUCAAAUAAAUACAAAGUUCUUAUACAGUA
Molecule: messenger RNA, 2297 nt
Organism: Puntigrus tetrazona (Sumatra barb)
Lineage: Eukaryota; Metazoa; Chordata; Actinopteri; Cypriniformes; Cyprinidae
Gene: sugct
Product: succinyl-CoA:glutarate-CoA transferase
Exons: 14
Coding region: 19-1353 (444 amino acids)
Molecular function (GO): catalytic activity
Source: RefSeq, a predicted model, not a curated record